AUGGAAGUUCAAAGUAACCAAAAGCGCAUUGAGUGUUCUUUUAACGAAGGGGGUCUUGUGUGGCUCAAGCUUCAGCUGUACUGUCAAAUCUAUGUCCAUCGCCAUGCAUCACAGAAACUUUCCAAAUGCUACUUGAGGCCCUUCAAAAUACAAUCUCGCAUAGGCCGUGUCGCUUACCGUCUCGAACUUCCAGCAUCCUCAAAGAUCCAUCUGGUCAUCCAUGUCUCACAACUUCGUGUUUUUCACGGUAGAGACUCUUCUCUACAGUUCACACUGAUCCCACCGGAGUUUGAACCAGCUGAUGACGAUGACCACCAACUGGGCGAGGAAUCAGAACCUUCACAACAAGCAUACCAUCAACUCCAGACAACAAUACAAAUAAGGAUGCUCCUCUGUGUUUACCAAAGAGCAAGAAGACUGAAGGCACUACCAUACAUGCAGAGGAAGACGAAGCGUUGA
Vicia faba (fava bean) is the source of this 459-nucleotide messenger RNA. NCBI's taxonomy places the organism in Eukaryota, Viridiplantae, Streptophyta, Magnoliopsida, Fabales, Fabaceae. The record is from the annotation of a GenBank genome assembly.